AUGCACCUCUCUUCAAUCUCGGCCGAUGUUGGCAAUUUCUCCCUCUAUGCGCCACUCUUGCCUAUCCCCGACCUCUCCUGGCUGCCCUUCCACAUGUCCCGCUUCCGUCGAUUCAGCAAGAUGGCAGCGACCACCAUGUCCCGAAUCUUCACUACCAACCCUCGACCCUACUCUAACCCCUCGGCGAGCUCGUCGACACAUACCAGCGCGACGGUCACACCUACCUUGGCUCGACCCGUACCCGUCUCUGUAACCCGAUCAGAAUCGCCUUACAUCCCAGAACCCGAGGUCGACGCUUGGUGUGCCGUCUGUGAUCGGCUGAUCGUGGUCGCACGCCCGGCCAACGAGGAAGACGCCGAGGGCAACCCUUCGGGGGGCAAGAGCAAGGUCGAUGAGAACGGGGUGCCUCACUUUAUCAAACCUAUGCCUGCGCGGAUACCUGCCAAGAAGCUCAAGCGGAACAUCACUCAACCCGGUUUGAAGCGAACAAAUACCCAGACCCGGUUGGCCGCCUUGGCUACGAAGCCUACACCUAUCGAGACGACUCAACCGGCUCCCAUCCCCCGUGCUGCUCCUGUUGCCGUUCCUGUCCCCGCGGCACCUGUAUACAACACCGACCUGUACUGUUCGGCCGCGUGUGCCGAAAAGGAUUUGGUCAGGAGCGGGGAACAGAUCGAUCAGUUGGGAAAGGAGAUGCAAGCCCUAGAAUGGUCGGGGGAGAGGGAUGAAUUGCCCAGCCCGCUCUGGGCUGGUACGGAAUCCUCAGCUUCGGCUUCCGAGGGUGAGGAUGGCAAUGUCGUUAAACUCGACGACGCUACCGUCAAGACUCACCCGACCCAUCCCGGAACUGCGGUCAAGGCCGAGCCCAAGAUCGUCUCGCAGACAUUGUCCGACGAGUUUGACUUUACCGGCUACUUUGACAUGGCGGUCCGGGGAGUUGAUUACGGUCUCAUGGAACGAGAACGAAGGAGGAGCGUUCACUCGCAAAAGUCGACGCCGUCGAUCUUGACCGGGAUGAUGAUGAAGCGCAACAUCAGUAAUGGCGGCGGGAACACCGGGUCAGGGGCUGGAGGAUACGGCUACGGGUACAACCAGACCGUCUCUUCCUCGGAUAGCUUGUCUAGCAUGUGGUCGAGCUCGGACGGAAAGACGUUCAGCGAAGAUUCUGGCGCAUCCGUUUACGCUGGAUAUGGGUUGCAUGGCGGUCGACCUCUACGAGGAUUCACCCCGCUCAACGGCAACAAGCCGCCUGGCAGUGGAACGCAAUCACCCGCUGGACCGUUGUCCCCAAAUAGCCGUCGACCCAGCAUGAUCAGCGCGAGGUCGUUGAGCUUCAGCAGACAGGCAGGAGCUGUCGCCACCGGUUCGAACGCGCGAUUGCAGAACGACAGUGCUACGCCUGCCAUGAGCCGACGGUCGAGUCACACCAACCCCAAAGGUGGAGAGCCCGGGUCGGCUCCCGCAUCGACCUUGUUCCAAUCGUACGCGGCCUCCUUCCACCGCACCCCCUCGAGCAUCGAGCUCGCUCGACCUUUACCUAUCAGCCCACCUGCUAGGUACCGCGUCCUGGGAGGGUCCCGUCGUGCUUCUUGCGCGGACGAAGAGGCUUUCCAGGAGGCUCUCAAGAUGGAAAGGCGCGCCUCAUCUUCGGCCGAUACGAUGCGAGGUCGACAGUUUGCUCCCAUCAGCCUUGCCCUGGGAGAGUACCUGACCGUCGAUGCCAACAAGCAGGACAGCUUGGCUUCGACCCCUACGCAGCGAUUGCCGAACGACAUCAACCGGGAGAUCGCCCCGGACCAGGUCAUGCGACGCAGUAUCAGCCGUGAUAGUCAAAUCGAGUUUCCCAUCUUUGAGGAAGACGAGGAUGAGCCGCUCAGCGGCAAGCGGGCUCGACCCAUCUCCUUGGCCAGCUCCAGGAGCUCGAUGAAGGGCAGCUCGACAAAGGGCAGUCUCCCUCGAAACAGCUCGUUCAUCUUCCGCGAUACCCCGAGCACGGCCAUCACCAUCGGCGACCAGAUCGUACCCCAAGGCUCUCUGCCUUCUAAACCAAGGUUCUGCCGGUCACCGUCAUCCCCUCGAGUCGUCCCCCGUCAGAUCGCCUCGUCUUUCGAUGACAAGGCAGGGACCAUCGGUCGAAGUCGAAGCAAGCGGGCCAACUCUCAGGUUCAGUUCGAGGUGCAAACAAGCCUUGCUCCUGGGCCUGCGGACCGGCAACGCAAGUUUUCCGAGACUACCCGAUCUUUUAGCUGGGCGGAUCUGGAGAAGCAGGGCAAGGUUACCACCUACGCCUUGCCCCCCGCCGCUCUGGCCAAGGGCAAGGGUGACGCCAAGAAGCUGUUCUACUUUGAUUGA
Molecule: messenger RNA, 2352 nt
Organism: Filobasidium floriforme
Lineage: Eukaryota; Fungi; Basidiomycota; Tremellomycetes; Filobasidiales; Filobasidiaceae
Exons: 2
Coding region: 1-2352 (783 amino acids)
Source: RefSeq, a predicted model, not a curated record